GUGAGGGAUGGGGAGAAUAGGGGAGUGGGGAAGGGGAACGAGGGGCAGAGGGGGAAGCGGAGAGGGGGGAUGGGGAGGGGCAAUGAGGGCAGAGAUGCGAGGGAAGGGGCAGGGUUUGGGGGAAUGGGGAGAGGGUGAGAACAGAAUGAGGGAGGGGGAAUGAGGCAAGGCACCGGCGAGUGGGGCCCGGGGGCCCAAUAACAUGACGUGCCCCAGCCUAAUGGUUGGAGAGGAACAUGUUGUAUUCUGUCUGGAUAUAGAAUGGAUACAACAAGCAGAGGAUUUGUUUAUGGGAACCUCAGACACAUCAGCGAAUCCACACUGGGGAGAGGCCGUUCACCUGCUCUGAGUGUGGGAAGGGAGUCACUCGGUCAUUCCAGUUGCUGAUGCACCAACAAAUUCCCAGAGAAGAGGCCGUGUAUCUGCACUGAGUGUGGGAAGGGCUUCCUUCAGUCAGCCCACCUGCUGGCACAACAGCUUCUUCAUACUGGCGAGCGGCCAUUCUCCUGCUCAACGUGUGGUAAGGGAUUGGCUCAGUUAUCUAGCCUGAUGACGCACCAGCGAGUUAAUGCUGGGGAAAGGACAUUCUCCUGCUCGGAGUGUGGGAAGGGCUUUGCUUACUCAUCCCACUUGCAGGCACACCAGCGAGUUCACACUGGGGAGAGGUCAUUCUCCUGCUCAACGUGUGUGAAAGGAUUCACUCGGUUAUCCAGCCUGAUAACACACCAGAGAGUUCACACUGGGGAGAGGCCGUACACCUGCUCCACGUGCAAGAAGGUAUUCACUCAGUCGUCUCAGCUGCUGAGACACCAGCGAGUUCACACUGGGGAGAAGCCGUACACCUGCUCCGAGUGUGGGAAGGGAUUCACUUGGUUGUCCCUUUUCCUGAGACACCAGUGAGUUCACGCCGGGCAGAGGCCGUACACCUGCUCCGAGUGCGGGAAGGGAUUCACUGAGUCAUCUGAGCUGCUGGUACACCAGCGGGUUCACACUGGGGAGAGGCCGUAUACCUGCUCCGAGUGUGGGAAGGGAUUCACUCGGUCGUUCCAUCUGCUGACACACCAGAGAUUUCACACCGGGGAGAGGCCAUUCAUCUGCUCAACGUGUGGGAAGGGAUUCACAGAGUCGUCUCAGCUGCUGAUACACCAGCGGGUUCACACUGGGGAGAGGCCGUACACCUGCUCCGAGUGUGGGAAGGGAUUCACUCGGUCAUCCUAUUUGUCUGGACACCAACGAGUUCACACUGGGGAGAGGCCGUACACCUGCUCCAAGUGCGGGAAGGGAUUCUUUCGGUCGUCCCAUUUGCUGACGCACCAGAGAAUUCACACCAGGGAGAGGCCGUACACCUGCUCCGAGUGCGGUAAGGGUUUCGCUCAGUCGACCCAUUUGCUGACACACCAGAGAGUUCACACCGGGGAGAGGCCAUACACUUGCUCCAAGUGCGGGAGAAGAUUCACUCAUUUAUGCAGCCUCAAGACACACCAGCAAGUUCACUCUGGGGAGAGGCCUUACACCUGCUCCGAGUGUGGGAAGGGAUUCACUCGGUCGUCCCAUUUGCUGAGGCACCAGCGAGUUCACACCGGGUAGAGGACAUUCACCUGCUCUGAAUGCGGGAAGGGAUCCCUUGCUCAUCUGACCUGCUGAAACAGCAGCAAAUUCACACUGUGGAGAAAGAUUAAACAUGCUGUAUGCUCAAUGUACAACCAUCACUGCUACUGAAAUCUAGCACAAAUUCACAAGUGUUGCAGGUGUUCACGGGGAUUGGAUUCUGUCGACGCUGCUGAUCUCGCCCAGGAUUGAAACCUGGUCAUUGGGCACAGUUGAUUUUCUUUUGUAAUCUCUUUAACUGAGUUAGAGUUCAUUGUUCUGGAUCUCUGAUUAAAAUAAAGUAGUUCUGUUUGAAACACUUUAGCUAAGGCCCUCCCUGUCUCUGCAAUGCACACAAUGAACAGUAGAAAGAGAGGCCAUUCAGCCCAUCUGGUGCCUUCCAGUGUUUCUGCUCCACACCAGCCUCCUCCCAUCUCACCCAGUAUGAAUAUUCAAAGGAACAGAGAGAUGCAGCACAGAAAUGGGCCCUUUGACUCACUGAGUCUGCACUGACUAUGCACAAGGCAGGGAAAUUGCUGGACGUGGCAUCAGUCAGGGGUCACUCAUCCGAGAUGAUGAAGAAUGUCUUCCCUUGAGAACGGAGCAUCUCUGGAAUUCUCGGUGCCGGGGACUUGCAGAGACGGAGUUAUUCAGUACAUUCACGGUGGAGAUGCACAAACAUCUGAAUGACAAGGGAGUUGCAGAGUGUGGGGAAAGAAGGGGAAAAUGGUGUCUGAGGCCAGGGUCGGAUCAGUGUGAUCUUGGGUAAUGGAGCGGCUGAAGUGGCCGACACUUCUGCUCCUGUUUCUUCUGGUUUUUCUGUUGUUGUUUUUGAGUAUUACAACCUUAACAAGACUCAGGUCAGUCAAACUUGGUUUCCCUUUUGUAAUCAUCUCUCUCUCUCCAUUUCUAUUAUUCUCUGGGUACCUUUCAGAUUCUCCAUUUGACUGAUGUUACACCAGCUGGCCUACAGUUGUGUUUUCUCAAAUACUGGGGUGACAUUUGCUGCCUUCCAAACUGUGGGAAAUGUUCUCAAAUCUGCAGAAUGUUGGAAGACGACAAAACUAUUCGUCCACUGUUUCCCUCAGCAUCUCAUUCACACCCUGAGGACCCAGGUUAUCAGCUCUGAAUUUAUCACCUUUACCUUCCUGUUAAUUCCUCCAGCUCUCAUAUUUUACUGAUGAUAAUUUCAUUGAGUUCCUCAUUCAGUCUGUACCUGUCGUAUUUCUGUGAGGCAUUUUCUUUCUUCUGUGAAGACAGACAGAAAAUAUUUGGUUAACUACCCCGCCAUUUCAUUACACAUCAAUAUAGUUUCUCCUGUAUCUCUGUAAGGGACCAACAUUAACCUGAGCUCAGCUCUGUGUGCACACAUACAGUAGCUCUUCAAAUCUAUUUUUAUGUUUCUUGUCAGACAACUCUCAUAUUCCACUUUGCCUUUCUUUAUCAAUGCCUUGGCCCCCCUUUGCUGAAAUCUAACAUUUUUCUAAUCUGCAGGUUUACUGCUUUAUCUUGGCAAAAUGUUAAGCCUUUCCUUUAAUCUAACACUCUCUUUAACUUCUCUUAUUAUCGACCACUUUUCCUUG
Messenger RNA from Pristis pectinata (smalltooth sawfish), 3170 nucleotides. Its product is annotated as zinc finger protein 530-like. The transcript is spliced from 2 exons. Gene Ontology annotation, molecular function: DNA-binding transcription factor activity; RNA polymerase II cis-regulatory region sequence-specific DNA binding. Gene Ontology annotation, biological process: regulation of transcription by RNA polymerase II. The record is from RefSeq and is a predicted model, not a curated record. NCBI's taxonomy places the organism in Eukaryota, Metazoa, Chordata, Chondrichthyes, Rhinopristiformes, Pristidae.